Molecule: messenger RNA, 8188 nt
Organism: Anthonomus grandis grandis
Lineage: Eukaryota; Metazoa; Arthropoda; Insecta; Coleoptera; Curculionidae
Product: cell growth regulator with RING finger domain protein 1-like
Exons: 7
Coding region: 256-1368 (370 amino acids)
Biological process (GO): negative regulation of cell growth
Source: RefSeq, a predicted model, not a curated record
UGUCACCCGCCCAUCAGCAAAGCGUCCUUGCCGAUCACAAUUAAUUGUGCUGCAAUCUCUUACAUAUUCAAGUGGGGGAUUUGUUUUGUUGCUCCCGUCGUUUAUAACCAUUUCAUUUAUUUAUUUAUACUGAAAUGUCCGAGCGUUUGUCGGUCUACGAUCCGUCGUGGUGAAUAUAAAUAAUUACGUGCGAAUCUCGCGUUUUAAUUAUCAUAAAAAAAAAAUGUUUCGAUGCUGCUAAAUAAACACUAAAUCAUGUUUGAAAAGACCUUUUUGGAACUGUUGGAUUAUUCCAAUGCCUGGUGGAUCACCUUGUUUACGGUAUGUGCGGUUGUGUUGUGCCUGUUUGCAGCCAGGAACAUGAUGGCCCUGCGGAUCCAUGGUGAAGAGUUCGUCGUACCCGCCUCUGUGCACCAUCUGAUGAAACCCCGGAUUCCGCAAAUGAACAUGAUGAAGGUCCAUAUACCGUUCACCUUUAGACUGUUGGAAACUUCCACCUCCUCUUACUCGGAACUGCAAUGCAGCAUGUCCAGCCAAAUCCCGUACGAGGUCCACGCCUACUGGGGCGUGAACAUCAAGGACCUCCACAUCUUCCUGUGGAGACCGUGGGCGGACAUCAGGAACGCCUGCACUGCCGGCGAGUUUCUCAAAGGCUACUACGAGUAUCUGGGAGUGCACCUGAAAAGGAAUCCGCAUCGCGAUCAAGUGAUGACCUUGAAUUUCACCGGUCACGCCCCCCUGGAUCUGGGAACCCCCCCGAGGCUCCGGUACCCGCUGGUGAUUUUUUUGAUUCGCAGUGACGCUGAUGGAAAACUGCACCCGGAUGAUACGGUGGCGCUGAUUAAUGUCGUCCACGUCAAAGAUUCCGUGUGCACGUUGUCCACGAGUAUUUUAGGACAGUAUUUGAAGCAGGCUAAUGGACAAUUGUCGUGCUUGAAGCAACUUUACUUGGCCACCGGAAACUCGGACAACUACGAGACCCAAAUCCCGUUGGCGGUGGCGGAACCGGUGGAGGGGGGCCCCAGCUCGGUCGGUUCCUUUUGCCCCCCGAACAACACCGACGACUCCACCUUCUGGAACAGUUCCGGGGAGCAAUUGUGCGUCGUCUGCCAAACGUUCCCGCUGUCCAGGGCCCUUUUGCCUUGCAGGCACACUUGUAUCUGCGCCAGUUGCUUCAACAAGUUGCAAAAGUGCCCGAUGUGCCGCAGCCGGAUCAAGAGUUACUUUUGCAUCCGGGGCGAGGAGUAUUUGGACCCGAAAGAGCCGAAGAACGAGGAUCGGGGUGGGCCGGCGGUGGCGAGACGUCGCUGGUUCAACGGGAUCAACUGGGACGAUCGGUUAAUUGACUUUUUGGGAUUUUCACGAUAAAAAACCGACGAGGUUUAUUGGUCUCUUUUUUUAAAACAAAAAACUUUUCAUACAGAGUGUCCCUAAAGACUCAAUUGUUCAAAAGUUGAUAAUAAUUGGGUUAUUGGAUAGUAAGCAGUAACUUCAUAUAUUCGGGAUGAAAACUGUUCCCAGGUUUUCCAUAAAUAUUUAGAGAUUUUUGAACUACUUCUAGUGUGUCUUUUUUUAGUCCAGACAUGGUAUGCACAUAUACACUUGAUCUUUAAACAGAACAAAAAAUUAUUAAGUAAAAGACCUUGAGAUUGAAAAAUCUUUUUUAUUAUGCUAAAACUAGCUUAACAGAAAUACAAAAAUUAAUUUUAUUUUCUAUGAUAAGCAACAAAACAAUUUCGCUCCUUUUUGAUACAGAGGUGAACACGACAUUUUUCGCAAUAGAAAUGAGUUUUUUUGCUGCAUUUUCCAUUUUUACAGCGUUUUCCUUCUUUGCAUCCGUCGACUUGAGGUAAAUAAUAAUAAAUAAAUAAAUAAAUGUCUUCUUUAUUCAGCAUAAAAAUACAUGUUUUCUUAACUACUAAAUAAGUAAUGGCGAGAUCUAGCUUAAAGCUACUCUAUCUAACCAUAUUAAUAAGCACAAAUGCAAAAAUUUUAUAGAACAUAAUAGCAGAAUAAAAAUGUAAAAUAAUAAAUAUAAUACAAUCUGCUAUGCGCAAUAAAUCAUAGUAGGUACUUCAAUGAAGGACCAGAGAUUUUAUUACCUAUGUCGGUUUUGAAAAAUAUUAUUUUUAGUUUUUUGUUUAAAGGUUGUUACAGAGAGAAGAGACUUAACUUCAGGUGGUAGUGCAUUAUAGAUUUUUGGAGCAUUGUAACUAAAUGAGCCCUGGAAUUUUGCAGUUUUAUGCCCUGGAAUAACAAAAUUAUGCGCGUUUCGUGUGGUUCUGCCGUGAAUUUUGGAGUUUGAAAUUAAUUUAUUAGAUAAAUAAUCUGGUUGUCCGAAAAGCACAACUUUAUGGACUAGUGUAGCCAUUUGCAGUACAAAGCGUUCAUCCAAAGAAAGCCACCCUGAUCUGACCAACAGGGGAGUGACAUGGUCGCAUUUACUCAUACCAAAACUAAACUUGAGGCACGCGUUUUGGAUUUUCUGAAGGCUAUUCUUUUCACGUUGAUACAAGGCGGGCCAAAACAGAACUUGAGCAUAACUAACAAUUGACAAAAUUAAUGUAUCACAAAGAUGUAGUUUAAUAUCAGCUGUCAAAAACUGUUUGUUCAUAUAGAGUAUUUUUAAUUUAUAAAAACAUGCCGUCAACAAAUUCGACACAUGCCCCUCAAACCUGAGAUCCGUGUCAAGGACAAUCCCCAAAUUCUUCUGGUUAUUAGAAGGAGGUAAAGGAGAUCCAUCUAUGCUGAUCUUCACGGUAUCUGGGAGGGGCUUGCCAAAGACAAGGAGUUUGGACUUUGCAGCAUUCAAUACGAGUCUGUGACUCUUACACAAGUCAGAUAUGGCUAAAAGAUCCAAAUUAAUAGCAUUCACAGCUUCUAUGGCCUCCAUAAAGUUAAAUGAAUGAUAGAUCUGUGUGUCAUCGGCGUACUGGUGCGAUUCACAAACUCGAAGGAAUUUAUGAAAGUCACAUAGACAUAACAAAAAGAGUAAGGGGCCAAGAAUACUUCCCUGCGGGACACCCUGGUCCAACUGCAAAUUUUCAGAUAGAAUAGAAUUAAUUCUUACCCUUUGACGUCUAUUUAAAAGAUAAUUUUUUAGCGGUUUAAGAGCAGAAGUAUGUAGCCCAAAAUAUUGGAGCUUUGCCAAUAAAAUUAAAUGAUCCAGUGUGUCAAAUGCACGACUAAACUCCAGCAAUACUAAAACUGUUGUUUUUUUCUGAUCAAGAGCUUUAAAUAUAUCAUCACAAAUAUGAAGAAGAGCUGUACUGGUACUAUGCUUUGCACGAAAACCCGACUGUGUUACUGGAAGCAAAUUUUUAGUUAAGCAGAAUUCAUUAAGCUGAUCAUUAAGAAUUCAUUAAGCUGGCAGGGAGUGAGUAUAUAGGACGAUAGUGCGAUAAUUCCGUUGGAUUUUCAAUCUUAGGGACAGGGAUUAUAUCAGCUUUUUUCCAAGCAUCCGGGAAAACACCCAUGGAAAUACAAUAGUUUAUUAUAAAUGUUAGAUGCUGGGAAAUAUGAGGUGUUACGAGAUUAAUCAUUUUCAUGGUAAUGCAGUCAGAACCCAUAGCAGUACUUUUAAUUUGGGAUAUGGCUUUAUUUACGCUCUCUUCGUUUACCUGAUUAAAUUUAAAUUGAUUUUCCAAAUUCAAAGCGGGAUCAUUUGAUGAAUAUUGUUGAAAUAUAUCAUUGCCAGAGUUUAAAGUUACUUUUGGUACACUAUUAACAAAAAAGUUAUUAAAAUCUGAAGGUGAAUAUUCUAGAAUAUUUUCUGAUGACUUCGAGCAGUCACUGAUGUUUAAAGAUUUUAACGUUUUCCAAAAUGACUUAGGGUCAGUUUUGAAUUUAUGUUGUAGAAACGCUUUUUUUUUCAUUUCGAACAGCUGACGUUACAUAAUUACGGAUUUGCUUAUAUUCAUUAAAUGCUGCUUCGGUUUUUAACUUUUUAUAUUUUGAUAGGGCUUUACGUCUUAACCUCAUCAUAAACUUUAUAUUAGGAGUUAUCCAAGGUGCUAGAGCUUUUCAUUGGACCAUGAGCAUCAAAAAUUUUGAUUAAGUUUUCAUUCAAAAAAAUGAUCAAUCGAAUCAUGCUGAACUUCAGGUACUGGUCAAAACUCUUCAUUAUACUUAGGAAAUCGUUUUCUUGGAAGUUCUGGUGUUGCACUUGAUAGUCUUCCUCUCUUGUUUUCAAUUUUACUACCAACUUUUACCAAACAUUCUGCCAAGCGAAAACGAAAGUCUAGUAAAUCCAUUUGACCUUUUUUUGGUAUUUUCAAACGGUUACAGUCACGUCUGUACUCAAACCAGCUAUUAAUAAUAGCAAAAUCGACUGCAUGGAAUAUAAGGCGAAGUGUCCGUUUCCUUGAACGAAUGUAAAUUCUGUAGUGCCCGAUCAUUUGGUCCAAAAGGUCAACACCGCCCAUCGCAUGAUUAUAUAAUUUUACUAUUUCUGGACGCGAAACAGUAAUUUAUUUUUUUUCGGUUUUAUCCCACCUGGACACUUCAUCUUCACAUCCUACACCUACAAAAUUAGAACCAGAAUAACGGAGCGAUUAUCCAUCCACUUUACCAGAACGACAUCACCAACUUCACUUGUGAGUUCAUUGUGAGAUCCUCUGUCCCUAUUUUUCAGGUACUUAUCUUCUAAAAGGGGAGUCUUGCUAAAUCUAUUUACUUGUACUGUUCCAGCAGCAAAUAUUUUAUUAGAUUUUAAAAUUUGAAGAAGUGGAUAUGAAGAAAAGUAAUUAUCGUAAUACAAUUUAUAUCCUUCCUUAGAAAUUCUAGUAGACAAAUGCAGAACAGUGGCUGCGCCGAGACCAAACUUUUUUAGUGUUUCUUCACUCAAUCCCGUUGAAGAACCUUGAUAAAUAAUAAAAUCAUACGCCAUCCCUGAUUUUUUCACAAAGGACAAACAUUUUUAAACCCCAUGGAGUUGGCUUGCCUUUGACAUAUUGUUUGAUGGAUAGGUUUCCACGAAAGGGUACAAUCUGUUCAUCAAUGCACAAAUUUUCCUCUAAUUUCAACUCAAGGCUUCAUAAAUGGAACGGACUUUAUACAAUUUAUCAGUGCAAUCAUGGGGUUUCUCAAGGAUAUUUACACAGUGAAGAUUCGAUCGGAGUUGGAAGAAUUUAUCUCGUGAAAUAGAUUGAUAUGAAGUGCUUUAUCCCAGAAUAAGCGAACUCUUGGAAAUUUUAGACUUCCUACAGCUAUAAUGCAAACCAAAUAACUUUUUUAUUUCUGCAGCGUUAGUGGAUCUGAACUGAAUGUUAUUUUGAAGAGCAUACAUAUUUGUGUAUUCUGCCAUUCUUUCAAAUUCGGAGUCGCUAAUAUAUUUUUGAAAGUAAUCAAGAGGACUAAGAACCUCGGCUUCGUUCUACAAAGCCAUCUUUGGUCCAUUUUAUAAAUUCUUUAUGUGUAUAAUAUUCUGAAGAUCUUCUAACAAAUGCAGAUAACGCACAGUCCUAAUGUGUUUAUAGGUACCUGAGCUCAUGCUCUAAAAAUAUUCCUGGAAUAUUUCAAAACAUUUUUCCUGUAAUAUUCCGCAUACAGUAGUGGCAGAAAGUAGAGCAACUUCUUCAUUUUAAACAUAUCUAUUUUAUUUAGUAAGAAAAUACAAUCAUAUUGGAAAUAUAAUACCAAUAAGAUCUAAGCAUUAUAAAUCUAUCAACAACUUAAUAUUCUUUGUUUAUAUUUUUUAUGUACAAAAAUUAAUUCUGGGGCGGAAAAAAGUAGAGCAACUUUUUGAGAAUUGUUGUUUUUCUUUUAGUAAAAACUGAAAUACAAUUACAAUUUUAGUAUUUUGUAAAAUAUCCAUCAUUUUUGAUAACUUAGAUUGCAGUAGAUUGCCUAGAAAUUAUUACUGGGUCCAUAUUAAUCCAAGCUUCGUGUAAUGCAUUGAACAAUUCGUCCUUAUUUUUGUAAGUUUUCCCCCUUAUUUUCCUAUCCAAAAUUUCCCAUAGGUUCUCGAUGUGGUUUAAAUCUGGUGAUUGACUUGGCCAGUCCAUUACUUGAAUAUAUUGCUGUUUAAACCAAGCCUUUACAUAUUUAGAAGAAUGCUUUGGAUCAUUGUCCUGCUGAAAAAUGUGCCUAAGGGGCAUUUUUUCGUCUGCAUAUGGAACCAUUUCAUUUUCCAGAAUAUCUUUGUACAUAAAUCUAUCCAUUAUCCCAUCAAUUUUAUGAAGUGGCCCCAUUCCGAAACCGGAAAAGCAGCCCCACACCAUAACUGAUCCACCACUAUGUUUUACUGUUGGACAAGUGUAUCUGGGAUUUAACCUUUGGUUUGCAGGACGUCGAACAUAUGCUAUUCCAUCACUUUGAAACAAAUUAAACUUUGAUUCGUCGCUGAAUAUUAUCUUUUUCCAGUCAUUAAUUGUCCAGUGCAAAUGAGAUCGAGCAAAAAGAAGACGGGAUCGUCUGUUUUUUGCAGAUAAUAAGGGCUUUUUUGCUGGACGUCUUGCAAAUGAUUUGGCCUCGCAUAAUCUACUUCUUAUUGUCCUUGAAGAUACCUGAACGCCUAAUUCUUCUGAUAAACGCUGCUUUAUUUUACUUGAACCCAAAAAUGGAUCACUCUGAGAUAUUUUCAAAAUUUGUUUAUCUUGAUAUUUAUCGGUUUUUCUUGGUCUUCCUGUUUUUUUUCUAGGUAAAACAUGUCCAUGCUUCACAUAACGUGAAAUUAUUCACGAUACUAUAGAUUUAUUCAAACUAAACCUUCUUGCAAUAUUGAUUCGUUUUUCACCAUUUUUGUGACAGUCUAUAAUUCGUGUUUUUAAAUCAACGGAUAAAGGCCGUCCUCUAGGCAUUGUAAACUAACUUUGCUUUUAAUGCAACCGGUAAACAGCUGGAAUUUAACUAAUAUUAUUCGAUUUGUAAGUUCUAAGAAAAAUGUUGCUCUACUUUUUGCCAGGUACACAAAUUCUUAUCAGUUUAAAAAUAAACAGAAAUAUUUAGAAGGUCAAUUCCUAUCUUAUUUAAGACUACCUACUUGACCAAAAGUAUUGUGGAUAAAUAUCAUUGUUAUUCCUUUGUUAGUUGUCAAGAAAUUUUAUUUUUUUAAAAGUUGCUCUACUUUCUGCCACUACUGUAUAAUCGAUAUUGAUAAAAUUACAUCAUUUUCUGAGACAUUUCUUGUAAUUAGAAAAUUAUUUGCACUCCGAAUAUUCCUGGAAUAAUUUCAAGGAUGAAUAUUCUUUUGUAGUUGCUCCAUGGAUAUCUGGAACGUCUAUAUAAGAAAUGAUCCCAUAUACCUAAGAAGUAUUUUUCAUAAAAUUUAAUGCUCUGUAAAGAAUAUUAGAUAAAUAUGAUCUAUGGAAUAACCAAUAUUUAAAGAACUUUUGGGUUAUUCUGUUCAUCCCUGCCUGGGUCAACAAUUAUUAUCAAGUCAAUUAUUAUCAACUUUUCAACUAAAUCGAGUUGGCCUAAAAGUCACAAAUUGUACUGCAUCUAGUAUUAUACAAAAAAACCCUUCAGCGACUCCCUCCUGGGGCUUGUAAUUUUUAUUUGUUCUCCAUAUUAUGGAGUUUGAUAAUUGCAACGUUUCGCCUCGAAACGUGCAUUUUCAGGGCCUUAUGAGUUUUUUGCUUUUCUCCGGGAAAACUUUAGUAAUUCUAUUGCGAGGCCUAUAAUAAUAAUAAUAGAAGUUUUAAGCCUAAAAAAACGCCCAUCACUUAACUUUGUGAUAAUGUGAUAUUUUCUCCUUGGAUUUUUCUAUCUGUUUGUCUGUCCUGCGAUUUAGUGUAAAUAUUCUAUAAAACACAUGUACGCGAGUUGUGUAUUAUAUUCUAAUAUAAAAUUGCCGUUUAAUGUCCUGCAUAGAUCUUUAUUUUGUGGUAUACAGGGUGGCUCAAUAGGGGGAUCCCGUGCAAUAUAAUUUUUUAAAGAUGGUUUCUUAAGUUUUCAUUUAAUUUGGCCCACCCUGUAUAUAGUAGACUUAACUGGUAAUCGUAAAUAAAUGCUAAGGUAACGAUUUUAUAUAAAUGUACUAAUUUUUUUUUGUUUUAGUUAUUAAUUACUACUUAGAUCCCAUGUAAGGGAAGAAUUUCAGCACUUUUAUCUCUUAAAAAAAAUGUAUUAUAUUUCAUACGAGUUGAUUGAAUAAGGAAAUUAGUUUAGUUGCUGUAAUUUAGAGUUAAAAUGACUUACUACUGUUGAUCCGAUGCCUGUGAUAAUAUAUUUGAAAUUCUCAAAAAUU